Messenger RNA from Physella acuta, 2416 nucleotides. RefSeq lists its product as uncharacterized. NCBI's taxonomy places the organism in Eukaryota, Metazoa, Mollusca, Gastropoda, Physidae. The record is from RefSeq and is a predicted model, not a curated record.
CUUGGCCAUUGCAUAGUAUGGUCGUCGUUACAACAGGUCUAGUGUGAUGUUAUUAGAGAUCUUGACGGACUACGGAUGUAGGUGUGUGUUAUAAAAGUAUUCCAGAACAUUCGGAUGAUUUAAUGUUCACAGUUUAUGUACUAUACAAAAGCGCAAUAAAAUCGAGUCCACAGCAAGAAUACUCCCGACAAUGACGGCUCACCACACAAUCUGCAGGCUGUCCCGGUCCCAAGUUCUACAACUCAUGUUUGGUGUGCUGCUAGUUAUCUGCUCAUCCAUUGUUUUAGUUGAGCGCUACAUCUCAUCAGAGGACGAACAACAACAAAGGAUUGCUUCCCUUGACGCUGAUCUGAACUUGCUGGAGAAAAACGUCCAGUUUUCCCAGUUCAAAUCUGGCCUGUUCGACAAUAAAACUGGCAAUGUGAGAUCGAGUGAGCUGUUUGGGUGUCUGUACCCGGAUGUUGACCCUUUCAAGGUCGAGAUUCUGGAGUUAUCCGGGCUGGAUAAGACCCCGAUUAAAUGUGAGGGGUUUAUGCCGGAUCUCACGUACAUCGAUAAGAAUCAGGUAGUCGUCAACAGUACAAAAAUACCAGGAGAUUUUAAAUCGUGUAAAUACCGAGAAAUUGUGAAACAUCCGACAAGCGAUAAAGACGUCAAGUUUGGAGACUGGAGUGAAGAGUUUAACAAAAGCCUCACGUUUUCUGAAAGUGUCGAGUUUUUGUUGGUGGAGUGCGAGAAUAAAAAUUCAAAAGUCAUCUCAAAAACAUAUCAUGCGUUAAUCCCACAACGCGAUGAAUUGUAUACAUUAAAACUGAAAAAACGCAGCAAAUUACUAGCGCCUGCGGAGACGCUGAAUAUUUUAAUGGUAGGCAUGGACGGGUUAUCCAGGCACCAGUUUAUUAGGUCAAUGAACCUGACGUAUUCGUUUCUACAACAAGAACUCAACUCGUUUGAUAUGGAAAUGUAUACGCAACUCGGGAAGAACACUUUCCCGAAUUACCUCCCCUUGCUGACCGGAUACAACAUCAGCGAGGUGGAGGAAUGGUGGGAGUGGUCUACCAAUACGGACGAGUUUGACCUAGUUUGGGGCGAUUUCCGGAAGGCGGGGUUCAGGACUUUAUACACAGAGGAUAUUCCCUCCAUCGGGGGUUUCCAUUACGAAAAACCCGGGUUUAAACUCCCGCCCACAACCUACUACAGCCGACCGGUUAGCAUGGCGAUGGAGAGGGAUAAAGAUUUACAGCGGCCUGGGUAUCACUGCGCUGGGAAUAUUCCUGAUAUCGUUUUUCAUUUAAACUACAUGGAGAAGUUCUUUGACACCUACCCCAACACGCCGAUCUACGCCAUGUCGUUUUUUACGAAACUAACCCACGACGAUAUGACAAAUUCCAAAAUGGCGGAUGCGCACAUGUUUAAUUUUUACAAAACUAUGAAGCAGAAAGGACAUCUUAACAACACAGUAGUCAUAACUUUCUCAGACCACGGACCACGUUGGGGCGCGAUUAGAUCGACCGUCAACGGCAUGGUGGAAAGCCGUUCGCCAUACGCCAUUUUUUCCUUUCCCAAAUGGUUUUUAGAAAAGUACCCGGAAAUCAGAACCAACUUGAAGACCAACACACAAAGGCUGACCACCCACUUCGACACGCAUGCCACACUGCAGGAUUUAAUCUACUUCCGGCCGAAAACCCCCAGCCCGCUAGCUCCAGGAAAACACGGCAUCAGCCUCUUCAAAGAGAUUCCAAUCAACCGGACGUGCGAGGACAUUCCGAUACCCCUCGAGUUCUGUCUCUGCGACCAAGUCAACAUUGAGACCGUCCCCCGCCAUGAUGAACUCUUCCGCGCCUUCGCAGAGGUCAUUGUGCUAAAAAUAAACUCCAAACGGAAUCAAAAUAUUUGCGAAAAAUUAAAACUUCAAAAAACUCUUCAGUUAUUGAGGAUACAAUUACCCAAACAAAAAGAAAAAGAUAAACAGUUAUUUAAGAUUCGGUUUCAAACUACCCCAGGGGAGGCGAUCUAUGAAGGAACAAUACAGACUCCCAAGGGAGAAAAUGAUAAAAUUAUUCAGCUUUUGAAUGAGACAAUUAGUUCUGGGAGAAGUUCCAGUGUCGUUGUAGGGGACUCUGUUGACAGAUUGAACUUUUAUAAGGGGCAGGCGGAUUGUGAGAAUGACGCGUCGAAAAAACCUUACUGUUACUGUAAAAAUUUAGUUUGAUUGUAGGUUAACUAAACCAGACUAAUUUUUGUGUGAACUAACCUAUUUAAACUUUAAAGGAUAUCGUUAUUUAGCGUUACAUGUCAUCAAAAACAAGCAACAACUGGUCGCCAUAGACGGUGUUCUGAAUUGAUGUUUCGUUUAACGGAAAAGGUGAAAUUUUGUUCGGUGACCAGAGUGUAAGGAACGUAUUUUUAGCGGACU